Messenger RNA from Daucus carota subsp. sativus, 3539 nucleotides. RefSeq lists its product as uncharacterized. Lineage: Eukaryota; Viridiplantae; Streptophyta; Magnoliopsida; Apiales; Apiaceae. The transcript has 9 exons. Gene Ontology annotation, molecular function: glutathione peroxidase activity; glutathione transferase activity. The coding region runs from base 1897 to 2223 and encodes 108 amino acids. The record is from RefSeq and is a predicted model, not a curated record. Gene Ontology annotation, cellular component: membrane; nuclear envelope; endoplasmic reticulum.
UUCCCAUCAAAGCCGUUCUUUCCUUCGCUCUGUAUUACACGUGCUGCUCAUCCACUGUACGAAACUAUCACCCUAAAUUAUCUGCAUUCAAAAUUUAUACAGACUUUCCCCCGCUUCUCCAUUAUUCUCUCGCCGGAGUAAUCUCAAGUUGCCGGCUCCGGAGUUGGAACAGAGUACUCUCAAAUUGCCGCCUCCACGGUUGGGUAAUUUUCUGUGACCCAUCUCAGCAGUGCUUGACAAAGCAAGUCAUGGAUUAAUUUCCAAUAUCCCCUCUUUCCCCCUUUCUGAAUUGAUGGAGAAGAAGGUUGUGUGUUAUAAAUUUGAGCAUUGUAGUCAGGGUAAUGACCUCCUCUGACAUUUUUUCUACUAUAAUUAUUAUUGACAAUUUUAAGAAAUUCACGUGUUUUAGGAUAAUCUUAUGUUAUGAUUUAUGUUAUGAUGUGCCUCACGAGGAAGUAGAGAAGAAGGUUAGUUCCUGUCAUUGAGUCUGGGAAUUGUAUUUUUACUCUUAACUGCUUAAAGUGUUGUUGGUAAUAUAGAACUAAAAGUAUUAUUAUAUUUGUACAAGUAAUUUUAGGCAUCUGAUACAGGGAUUAGUAUCCAUUAGUAUGUCUGUUUUCCAAAUGUGGCUGUGCUUUGUGUGUUCGUAUUUGGCCUCUGCUCACAAGGAAUGGUAUGAACAAAGACGUAAUGCUGACGUGUAUGAGAUUAUAAGACACUCAAUUCUCAUCUGCUCUUGACAUUCACCAAACAUUGACGAUCUCAUCCCAUGAGUAGCAGCUUUUCUAAAAAUCCAUGAUAUUGCUGGGCUGGUUAAAGGUGGUCAUGAAUGUCAAGGACUUGGAAACAAUAACAUGUCUGACAUUCGUGCGGUUGAUGGCAUUUUUCAUGUUUUACAAUGUUUGUUGGUUCUUGCAAGCGCUUGCGCAUAAUGAAAGGAGCUGAAGCAAUGGACCUCGCACCUCGAGCCAUGGAGAAACGGAAAAACAGAACCUGAAGGUCCACAACAAGCAAGCUGAACAGCCGCACAGAUCGAUCAACUCUGGCAGCAGGUUGUUAUAUUAUAGAUAUAUGUUUAUAUGGUUUGUUAUAGUUGUAAUUAGUGUGAGAGACAAACAAAUAAAUCUUGGUUUCAAGUUUGUUUCUUUUUUUUUUUAGUUGAUAAUUAUAAAUUAAAGGUUGGCUUAGGUAUUAAGAACUUUAAGUUUAUACUAUUUGUUUGUAUUAUUUGAACUUUGUUGGAAAUUUGUUUUGUGUGUGUGUGUGUGUAUCUCACUAUAUUGUUUUUAAUAAGAUGUCAACUUUAAAGGGGGCAAGAACAUGCGCAAGUAGUAGAUAUACACAUUAUAUAUAAAUCCAUGGUUUGACUAAGCUGGCCAGGAUGUGACUGAUGCAUUCAUCGCUUUUCAUCCCACUAAUGUUUGGGGCCGUCUUGACAAGUUUUUUAAUGGUUACCAUAUCAAAUAUUGUAAUGUGUCUGAUGUAUCAAAAGAUUACAGGAAACUUGCUUCUGUGCUGGUGAAAGCUGGGAUGUUUGAGAAAAAAGGCCACACUUUCACCUAUUUUCUUUAUUUUGCUACUUUGUUGUUUAUAGGAUGUGUGUAUGGUGUGUAUUAAUUGUGUAUUCAGUAUGAUCAUAGUCACAAGUUGAGUGCACUGUUGAUUUUUAUUGAACAUAAGAGGCAUCAGCUAAUUUUGCAAUUCUUACUGUUGUAAUUUUGCAAUUCUUCUAAUGAAUAAGUUGACUAUACUUACUGUUGUAAUUUUGCAAUUCUUCUAAUGAAUAUGUUGACUUAGUUGCGGAACAUCGUUUGACUAAGGCUAUUCGUCCUCAUAUAAAUGCCUUUUUGGAGGGGUUAAAUGAACUGAUUCAAAGGGAUUUAAUCUCUAUUUUUAAUGAUGAAGAAUCAGAUAAAUGCCUCGGAUAUUGAUUAUUGCAUGAGAAUGAAUACCGAGUAUUUAGGGUAUAGUGCUGGAUCUCCUGUUAUACAUGCUUUUGGGAGGUUGUACAAAGUUUUAGCAAGGAGGAUAAGCACGACUCUUACAGUUUGUUACUGGCACCUCAAAGGUACCUUUAGAAGGGUUCAGUGUGUUACAAGGAAUUUCGGGCUCACAGAAGUUCCAGAUUCACAAGUCAUAUGGCAGCGCAGAUCACUUACCUUUUGCUCAUAUAUGGUCUUUUCGGAAGACUGCCUGCAGACUGGUGUCCUGACUCUUUUGUAAAGAAACUGUUCACAGACUUGGAAUGGGAACUAACAUGUAUCCUUCCUCUGCAUUGAUCGGCCAGCACAUGGAUAUGUUCAGGUUGCAGAAAUCUUGCUCCAAGAGGGUGCCAAUGUUGGUGCUCCUGAUAUGUAUGGAUAUCACACCUUGAAAGAAAAGCUUUCAGCAGAGACUCAUUGCCAAUCUUUCUGAAAGAUGAUGGACACAGCUGGAGUUGAUAUGUUGCCGUUACGUUGUUAUAAUUGUUGACAUCUCCGGUUUCUUUAAUUUCUGGAUGGCUGCUCAAGUUGGCAAAGCCCGUAAAAAGGAUUUAUUUUAUCUGUAUACAUCUCUUUCAGGUUUUUUUUCUAUCAUCAGUCGAUAAUGUGCAUUUGAUAUUGUGAAUAAAAUUUGCAGGUAUAAGGUUGCUCUACCUGCGAUGUAUGCUUUAGAAUCAGAAAAUGAAAAUGCUAAUCUCUUUAACUGUGUUCAGGUACUAUUUCUCUUUUUCAUGUUUGCAAAUAUAUAUUGUACUGUUUUCAACGUGAAUGUUCUAAGCUUUCAAAAUUUCUCAUCGGGUCAUUGACUGUGUUAAAUGGUGAAGAGAGGUCACCAGAACUCCAUGGAGUGGAUGCCUUUGUUCUUGACAUUCAUGAUGUUGGGAGGGAUUAAGUACUCUGUCAUCUCCUCAGUUCUUGGUGUUGUUUAUAUUGUUAGUUUUUAUUUCUAUUUAAAAGGAUAUUCCACUGGCGAUCCUAAGAAGCCUCUAUCUGUCGGGUAAAUCUGAAUGAUUUCCACCUGUAUAAUAAGAAGAUAUAUGCUUUGAUUUGGUUAUUUAAAUAUAUGUUGAAAUAUAUAUACCUGCAACAAUUAUUUACCUAACAUGCUAAAUUAUACAGGUUCAUAAUGUUAGUGUUAGGAAUCUAUGAGCCUUUGACAUGUGUUAUAUCUAUCUAAUUUACAUAUCCUGUUGCCUCUUUUUGUAUAAGAAGUCCAUGCCAAGUUUAAUGUGAUCACUACUUUUUGGGGAACAAUAUUUUUUUGUGUUCAAUUUUUGUGUUAUCAUAGGUUCACCUUGAGUGAAAAGAUUUUAACUAAUGAUGUAGAUUUUGUGCAGAUUGCAGAGUGAACCUCAUUUUACAGGCCUUGACUUCAACAACAUGAAAGAGAAGAAACAUAAGUGCCAGACAAACAAGAACGUGUAUCAAGGCUUUUAUGUUUCUUGAUUAAAAUAACUAUUUUGUUUCAUUUUUGAAAUUAUUUUGAUAUGUAUAAAUUGAUACAAAACUUUGUUACAACGUUAAUUUAUUUUUAACUUUUAAACUCAUUUGUCAUUA